This is a messenger RNA of Symphalangus syndactylus (siamang), 7909 nucleotides long. It is a transcript of the gene GGCX, whose product is annotated as gamma-glutamyl carboxylase. Gene Ontology annotation, molecular function: gamma-glutamyl carboxylase activity; vitamin binding. The record is from RefSeq and is a predicted model, not a curated record. Lineage: Eukaryota; Metazoa; Chordata; Mammalia; Primates; Hylobatidae. Gene Ontology annotation, biological process: peptidyl-glutamic acid carboxylation.
UUUUUGAGAUGGAGUUUCACUCUGUCGCCCAGGCUGGAGUGCAGUGGUGCGAUCUUGGCUCACUGCAACCUCCGCCUCCUAGGUUCAAGCGAUUCUCCUGCCUCAGCCUCCCGAGUAGCUGGGAUUACAGGCGCACACCACCAUGCCCGGAUUAUUUUUGUAUUUUUAGUACAGACGGGGUUUCACCAUGUUGGCCAGGCUGGUCUUGAACUCCCGACUUCAAGUGAUCCGGCCGCCUCGGCCUCUCAAAGUGCUGGGAUUACAGGCUUGCUGCCGCACCCGGCUUGCUUUUUUUUUUUUUUUGAGACGGGGUCUCACUCUGUCCCCCAGGCUGGAGUGCAGUGGUGCGAUCACAGCUCGCUGCAGCCUCGAACCCCUGGGCUCAAGCGAACCUGCCACCUCAGCCUCCCGAGUAGCCGAAACCACAGGAGCGCGCCACGACACACAGCUAACUUUUUUUUUUUUUUUAGUGUUUUUUCUUUUUUUGUUGUUGCCUUUUUUUUUUCUUUAUCGAUCCUCCCGCCUUGGCCUUCCAAACUGUUGGGAUUACAAGUAAGAGCAGUGCCCGGCCCCUACUGCUUUGAAACCUCGGUUCUUUGCAGGUCCUGAAAAAGAAAGUGAAGGGGUCGUGCAACAGCUCAAAACCCAGGCAACCCUUCCAGGCGCGUCCUCCACUCGGCGACAAUCUGACAAAAAGUUUGCCCUUUGCGCCCGAUCCCUCACACCAGAGAGCACCGCAGGGACGGAGGGACGGAGAGGACUAAUGGGGCCGGGGAGUACCCAAGGAAGUUGGGGAACUCAGACUCUUUUCAGUGUUUAAAAAGCAGAGGCCCCCUUGGAAGGCGUAACAGGCGAAUCCAGCAGUGCGCCUAGAGAUCAAAGGUACUAGGGGGUAUCUUGGCCCCGCUCCAAGGCUCCUUGUUCCGCCCCCUGCCGCCAAGCAAGGAAUCCGGCGCCGCUGGUCAGGGGUAGUAUUUACGACAGUGCUAGCGCUUUGCGGCCGGCCGCACAGCUGCUGACGCGUCGGGAGGCGGAGCCUAGGGAAGCAAAUUCUCCUGGCGGCCUCCGUUCAGACGCGGCUACUGUGACCUACCUGCCUCCUCCGCAGAGCAAUGGCGGUGUCUGCCCGGUCCGCGCGGACCUUACCCAGCUCAGAUAAAGUGCAGAAAGACAAGGCUGAACUGAUCUCAGGGCCCAGGCAGGACAGCCGAAUGGGGAAACUCUUGGGUUUUGAGUGGACAGAUUUGUCCAGCUGGCGGAGGCUGGUGACCCUGUUGAAUAGACCAACGGACCCUGCAAGCCUGGCUGUCUUUCGUUUUCUUUUUGGGUUCUUGAUGGUGCUAGACAUUCCCCAGGAGCGGGGGCUCAGCUCCCUGGACCGAAAAUACCUUGAUGGGCUGGAUGUGUGCCGCUUCCCCUUGCUGGAUGCCCUACGCCCACUGCCACUUGACUGGAUGUAUCUUGUCUACAGCAUCAUGUUUCUGGGGGCACUGGGCAUGAUGCUGGGCCUGUGCUACCGGAUAAGCUGUGUGUUAUUCCUGCUGCCAUACUGGUAUGUGUUUCUCCUGGACAAGACAUCAUGGAACAACCACUCCUAUCUGUAUGGGUUGUUGGCCUUUCAGCUGACAUUCAUGGAUGCAAACCACUACUGGUCUGUGGACGGUCUGCUGAAUGCGCGUAGGAGGAAUGCCCACGUGCCCCUUUGGAACUAUGCAGUGCUGCGUGGCCAGAUCUUCAUUGUGUACUUCAUUGCGGGUGUGAAAAAGCUGGAUGCAGACUGGGUUGAAGGCUAUUCCAUGGAAUAUUUGUCCCGGCACUGGCUCUUCAGUCCCUUCAAACUGCUGUUGUCUGAGGAGCUGACUAGCCUGCUGGUCGUGCACUGGGGUGGGCUGCUGCUUGACCUCUCAGCUGGUUUCCUGCUCUUUUUUGAUGCCUCAAGAUCCAUUGGCCUCUUCUUUGUGUCCUACUUCCACUGCAUGAAUUCCCAGCUUUUCAGCAUUGGUAUGUUCUCCUACGUCAUGCUGGCCAGCAGCCCUCUCUUCUGCUCCCCUGAGUGGCCUCGGAAGCUGGUGUCCUACUGCCCCCAAAGGUUGCAAGAACUGCUGCCUCUCAAGGCAGCCCCUCAGCCCAGUGUUUCCUGUGUGUAUAAGAGGAGCCGGGGCAAAAGUAGCCAGAAGCCAGGGCUGCGCCAUCAGCUGGGAGCUGCCUUCACCCUGCUCUACCUCUUGGAGCAGCUAUUCCUGCCCUAUUCUCAUUUUCUCACCCAGGGCUAUAACAACUGGACAAAUGGGCUGUAUGGCUAUUCCUGGGACAUGAUGGUGCACUCCCGCUCCCACCAGCACGUGAAGAUUACCUACCGUGAUGGCCGCACUGGCGAACUGGGCUACCUUAACCCUGGGGUAUUUACACAGAGUCGGCGAUGGAAGGAUCAUGCAGACAUGCUGAAGCAAUAUGCCACUUGCCUGAGCCGCCUGCUUCCCAAGUAUAAUGUCACUGAGCCCCAGAUCUACUUUGAUAUUUGGGUCUCCAUCAAUGACCGCUUCCAGCAGAGGAUUUUUGACCCUCGUGUGGACAUCGUGCAGGCCGCUUGGUCCCCCUUUCAGCGCACAUCCUGGGUGCAACCACUCUUGAUGGACCUGUCUCCCUGGAGGGCCAAGUUACAGGAAAUCAAGAGCAGCCUGGACAACCACACUGAGGUGGUCUUCAUUGCAGAUUUCCCUGGACUGCACUUGGAGAAUUUUGUGAGUGAAGACCUGGGCAACACUAGCAUCCAGCUGCUGCAGGGGGAAGUGACUGUGGAGCUUGUGGCAGAACAGAAGAACCAGACUCUUCGAGAGGGAGAAAAAAUGCAGUUGCCUGCUGGUGAGUACCAUAAGGUGUAUACGACAUCACCUAGCCCUUCUUGCUACAUGUACAUCUAUGUCAACACUACAGAGCUUGCACUGGAGCAAGACCUGGCAUAUCUUCAAGAAUUAAAGGAAAAGGUGGAGAAUGGAAGUGAAACAGGGCCUCUACCCCCAGAGCUGCAGCCUCUGUUGGAAGGGGAAGUAAAAAGGGGCCCUGAGCCAACACCUCUGGUUCAGACCUUUCUUAGACGCCAACAAAGGCUUCAGGAGAUUGAACGCCGGCGAAAUACUCCUUUCCAUGAGCGAUUCUUCCGCUUCUUGUUGCGAAAGCUCUAUGUCUUUCGCCGCAGCUUCCUGAUGACUUGUAUCUCACUUCGAAAUCUGAUAUUAGGCCGCCCUUCCCUGGAGCAGCUGGCCCAGGAGGUGACUUACGCAAACUUGAGACCCUUUGAGCCAGUUGGAGAACUGAGUCCCUCAAACAUGGAUUCUUCACAUCCUAAUCCUCCUGAGUCAAAUCCUGAUCCUGUCCACUCAGAGUUCUGAAGGGGGCCAGAUGUUGGGUGCAGAUGUAGAAGCAGCCAGUCACAGACCCAUUCUAUGCAAUGGACAUUUAUUUGAAAAAAAUUCUCAAAAGUUUUUUGCUUUUUUUUAGGGGGGUGGUCUAAAGCUGGUUUUAACUCUGAGAUUACAACUUAGAGGAACCAAGGAAAUAAAGCAAAUAAGAUUUAACAACCCAAGAUUAAGAGGCCAGGAGGAGGUUAGAAGCAAUGUGAAACUGUCCUCCUAGGAUAAGGUUUAAAGUGGCUUUUUGGGGGCUGGGUGCUGUGGCUCACGCCCGUAAUCCCAGCAUUUUGGGAGGCUGAGGUGGGCAGAUCACUUGAGGCCAGGAGUUCGAGACCAGCCUGGCCAACAUGGCAAAACCCCAUCUCUACUAAAAAUACAAAAAUUAGCCAGACAUGGUGGCGGGUGCCUGUAAUCCAACUACCCAGGAGACAGGCAUGAGAAUCACUUGGGCCCAGGAGGCGGAGGUUGCAGUGAGCCGAGAUUGAGCCACCUUACUCCAGCCUGGGCAACAGAGCAAGACUUCGUCUCAAAAUAAAUAAAUAAAGUGGCUCUUGGGGAAAAGCAAUUUAAUGUACCACGAUGGAUAGCUAACUGUUCCCAAGUGUUUGCUAUGUGCUACACACCGCAUGAGCAGUGUUACCUGCAUUAUCACAUUAGGCUGAGAGGUAAAAUAAUUUGCCCAAAGACAUACAGCUAGUGAGGGAUGGACUGAUGGUUUGAACUUAACGUCUGUUUGACUUAAGGUCCUGCACCCUGCCGCUUGUAAUUUUCAGAAUCACUGAUAAUCUGAAAUAAUGCAGCUUAAAACGUGUUUUCUUAAUUAAAAGUAUAAUUGGAUGGUGGUCAGGCUGUAAAUGCACACAAAGUAAUUUAUCUUCAUUGCAAUUUUGGUUCCUUCUUUGUUCCUAUUAUCUAUAUACACCCAGUAAGUGUUUCACUAGCAGUUAUGAGAGCAGUCAGAAUAGCAGCAUCAAAGUUAAAUAAGGAAAUCUAGAUGAUUGCUAGAUUUUCUCUAAAAAUAAGCUUAGUAUUUGGUAUUAUUCUAGCCUUUGGUGAGCAGAAGGGGAGGUAAAGUAAGAAUUAACCAAAUUUAGUAAGGGAUUAGGGAAUGCUUAGACAUUUUGUAGGUUUGGGUGUACAAGGGUAACUCAGGAAGCUCCUCAGUUCAGUGAAAAUUCAAAGGGUUAGCACUGAGCUAGGAAGCGAGAAUGCAGGGUUAUAAAAAAGGAUCCCUGCUUUGGGAGCUCAUGGACUUGUAGCAGAGACUGGUAGUAAAUUGGCAGUCUCAGUAACUUCUGUAAAUGAUUGCAUCUCUUUGCAGGCUUCUCUUCCCAUACUCUCCCCCACUCGUCCUUGGACAGUGUUCCUGGGGUUCUUUCCUAAGCAACUGCUUUUUCAGUAUACAUACUUCAGAUGAUUGUGUCUACUCCAGGAUUUCCAACCAUGCUAGGUUUCUUUCCUGUGCCCUAGACGUAUAGGUCUAAGUUCCACCUGGAUAUCCCACAGGGCUGUCAAGCUCAGUUCAUCCUAAACAGAACUUACAUUCAUCCCCACCUCAGACUUGCUUAUUCUUUAUUAUUGAAUGGCAGCUCUAUACCUUAGCCAAGCUGUUAUCUCUAGGUCAUCAGCCUUGACUCUUCCAUUUUCCUUGCAUUUCUUAUAAUUGCCAAGUCCCAUCAGUUUUACCUCCUGGAUACCUCUUGAAUCUAUAUAUAUAUAUUUUUUUUUGAGACGGAGUCUUGCUCUGUCGCCCAGGCUGGAGUGCAGUUGCGCUAUCUUGGCUCACUGCAAGCUCCACCUCCCGGGUUCACGCCAUUCUCCUGCCUCAGCCUCUCUGAGUAGCUGGGACUACAGGCACCCGCCACCACGCCCGGCUAAUUUUGUAUUUUUAGUAGAGACGGGGUUUCACUGUGGUCUCGAUCUCCUGACCUCGUGAUCCGCCCGCCUCGGCCUCCCAAAGUGCUGGGAUUACAAGCGUGAGCCACCGCGCCCGGCCUGAAUCUAUAAUUUUUAAAGACAGCGUUUCACUCUGUCACCCAGGCUAGAGUUCAGUGGCACAAUCUUGGCUCACUGCAGCCUCCACCUCCUGGGUUUAAACGAUUCUUCCACUUCAGCCUCCCAUGUAGUUGGGACUACAGGUGCCCCCCACCACACCCAACUAAUUUUUGCAUUUUUAGUAGAGAUGGGGUUUCCCACGUUGGCCAGGCUGGUCUCAAACUCCUGACCUUAAGUGUCCACCUGCCUUGGCCUCCCAAAGGGCUGGGAUUACAGGUGUGAGCCACCAUGCCCAGCCAAAUCUGUUUUCAUCACUACCUAUAUCUGUAUUUUCAACGUUUGUAUUAGCAUCUAGUUAGGGAUAGACCAGGACAGGGCCGACAUGUUAGUUGUCAAGCAGAUUGCCACCCUCCCCCACCACUGAGGAGGCCAAAUGGGGUUUGGUGGAAAAUCCCUAAUUCAUUCAAGGUAUUAUAUGGGCAAGCAAUGGCUGUGGCACAGGGUCCCCUGAUUACUUUGUAAGAAUGGGUGAGAGGGACGCUGAUUUUCAAUCCUUUUGCAGAUCUUCCCUCAUACUAACAUGAUAGAAGAUACCUUGCCACUAUGUUGUUUGCCAGCAAGUUUAGCUCUUUCUUUCUGUUUGCCAAACUCACUGUACCUACUUGACUGGUAACAAAAGUCCCAAGAGUUAUUUGGGAGAAGACACUUGAAAAAGUAUUUUUCUAAAUAUGGGCAAGGAUGCUGCCCUUCCCUAAACUGUUAGUAUACCACCUCUCUGACCAAUUUUCCCAAGGAAGAUGUUGGGGUAGGGUGAAGUGGAAAGAAAAAGUGGUCAUGUAAAUACUGGUAAUAAAAGCUGUUCAGUGGGGUAGAGUUGGGUUGCAACUGUAGCCAUUCUAAAAAUGGGCUAUCAAUGUCCUUUUAGCCAAAAGACUUUAGUGUACAUCUUCAUUCUACCCUCAGGAUUUGGAUCUUUGCCCCUGAUGGGUAUCCAUCCCCUUUGAAACUUUUUAGAAAGGCAGGUUAUAUACAGAAUGUUCAACCUAAAGACAUUCCCGGGCCGGGCGCGGUGGCUCACGCCUGUAAUCCCAGCACUUUGGGAGGCCGAGGCGGGCGGAUCACAAGGUCAGGAGAUCGAGACCAUCCUGGCUAACACGGUGAAACCCCGUCUCUACUAAAAAUACAAAAAAUUAGCCGGGCGAGGUGGCAGGCGCCUGUAGUCCCAGCUACAAGGGAGGCUGAGGCAGGAGAAUGGCGUGAACCCCGGGGGGCGGAGCCUGCAGUGAGCCGAGAUCGCGCCACUGCACUCCAGCCUGGGUGAAAGAGCGAGACUCCGUCUCAAAAAAAAAAAAAAAAAAAAAAAAAGACAUUCCCUUAAGUCAUACUUUCAUGCUUUCUAAACUAUAAUCACCCUUAUUAUCCCCUGCUGUUAUGCUUUCCCUCUGCUCUCUGUGGCCUAAUGUUCAUCCACCACCUUAUUAACCUUCAGGAUACUUUUCCCCUAGGCUGGGCAGGACAACACUAUCCCCUUAGUCUACAGGCUCCCUGAAGGUUGGGGAAUCUUUGUUUACUUAGCAAAUACUGAACAUAACCUUAAAGCGGUUACUUUUGAAAACUUCUCAUGCUAUUCUACCAACUUAGAGGCACCUAUUCAUGCUCAUUCCCCUAAUGUAGCCAAUAUGGUUAUCUGCAAUGUAUUGGCAUCUAAAAACUCCCUUAUGAAACUGCCAGACUUGUUCUGGAACAUUUCAAUUACAUGCAAAAUUCAGGUUCUCAAGUUGGAACAAGUCUAAUUGAUACACCUGCAUAGGUUUUAACCUUGCCCUCCCCCUACUUCCCAACAGAUUUCCAAGUUUUUUGAGAAGGAGCCUUCCUCUGGCCCAGGCUGGAGUGCAGUGGCACCAUCUCAGCUCACUGCAACCUCUGCCUCCUGGGUUCAAGUGAUUCUCCUGCCUCAGCCUCCUGAGUAGCUGGGAUUACAGGUGCCUGCCACCACACCCAGCUAAUUUUUGUGUUUUUGGUAGAGACGGGGUUUCACCAUUUGCCAGGCUGGUAUCAAACCCUGUCCUCAGGUGAUCCACCCGCCAUUAGCCUUCCAAAGUGCUGGGAUUACAGGCGUAAGCUACCAUACCCAAAUUUCCAAGGCUUUUUUUAAAGACAGUCUCACUCUGCUGCCCUGGCCAGAGUGCAGUGACACGAUUUCAGCUCACUGCAAGCUCCACCUCCAGGGUUCACGCCAUUCUGCCUCAGCCUCCUGAGUAGCUGGGAAUACAGGCGCCUGGCUUAUUUUUUGUAUUUUUAGUAGAGACGGGGUUUCACUGUGUUAGCCAGGAUGGUCUUGUGAUCUGCAUGCCUUGGCCUCCCAAAGUGCUGGGAUUAUAGGCGUAAGCCACUGUGCCCAGCCUCCAGAUUUCCAAGUUUUUAAGCCUCCAUGCAAACAGGCAUAAGCAAGCACUCCUUGGCUCUACAUUUGCAGGACGAGUAAAAAGCUGGACUACCAUUCA